GGCAACAUGGCAGACGAAAUGGCGAUUUUCGAACCAACGUUUACAAAUAUAGCCAAAAAUAUCCUCGGUGCUGAAGGACCAGUGUUUGACACGGAUGGAAAUUUUUACAUGGUGGCCCCAGAAAUAGAAAAGGAUGGAAAAUUUGCUGGUCAAGUGUUGAAAGUUGACUUGUCGACAGGAAAGUUGGAUACUCUAUGUGAGCCCAGUCUAAAUGGAGAUGGUGGAGUGCCAGCAGGCUGUCAGUGUGACAAAAACAAUGACAUUUGGAUAGCUGAUAUGAGACUAGGAAUCAUCAAAGUCACCAGGGAUGGCCAAUUCCAACAGGUGUGUAAAACUGACAAAGACAACAACAUUAUGCAAGGAUGCAAUGACUGCAGUUUUGACUACUUUGGACACUUGUGGGUGACUGCUCCAGCUGGGGAGAUAGCUCCUCAUCCCUACAGAAGAUCUAUGGAGGAGCCUUUUGGGUCUGUGUAUUGUAUGACAAAGGAUGCAGAAGUGAUAAAGGUUGAUACUGGGAUACGUUUCCCUAAUGGAAUAGCAGUUAAACACUCUGAAGAUGGACGACCCUCACUUCUUAUUGUUGCCGAGACACCUACCAAGUCUCUGUGGGGAUACACCAUAAUGGGUCCUGGGAAAGUGUCUGAGAAAUUCCUUUGGGGAAAGUUACCUGGUAACCUUGAGGGUGGACCAGAUGGGAUGGAUUUUGAUGUGGAGGGUAAUCUUCUGGUGGCUCAUUGGGGAUCCUCCCAUAUUGAAGUGUUCGGUCCUGAAGGAGGCAGUCCUAAAACCAGAAUCAAGUGUCCCUUUGCCAACCCCAGUAAUAUUCAUUUUCAGCCAACAACUAACACUGUAUAUGUCACGGAGCACGAGUUUCAUGGCCUGUGGAAGUUUGAAUGGAAGCACAAAGGCAUGCCACAGUAUUGUGACACUAUGAUGUUGUAAUCAAUAGUAUUUAUAUUUAUAUAGAAUUGCUUGCAAUCCAAAUAUUAUAGGAUAUAUAUUUAUGAAAAAUUUACAAUUUAAUUUACACAACAUUAUGUAAUUGCCAUAUUUUCUUUAUAUCUAUUUCAAAUUAAAUUUAAUAUACAUACUUAUGAAAUUAAGAUAUUUGAUUCAAAAUUUAAUGACCAUUUUAAAAACUUUAAUACACCAUAUAUAGGUAUAUGUCUUUGUCCUAAGUUAACACCUUUUUUUAUUUUAUAUACAAUUGUAAGUUGAUUUUUCACUUAUGAGAUAGAUAGUGUUUCGGCUCAGAUCUUUGUUCUAUAUAAUAUAUCAUUGAUAACAUAAUGAUUAUCAACAAGGAUUUCUAUGUCAUUUUAUAUUUCAAAUAAAUAAUAUUGAAAAAGUAAGUUUCCAUAGAUGAGCUGAUGUUACAUGUUUUGUAUUUUGAUGUUUAAAGUUUUUGGAAUGGUCUCUUCUGGAAAGAAUCAGUCAGGGAUUUAAAUCUACCAGUAUAUUGCUAGUCAUUAUUUAAGGCUUUAUAUUGCCAUUUUAUAUAAAUCAUUAAGCUGCCUUAUAAUUAAAAUGAUUUGUUGCUAUUUAAAAGUGAUAAUAUUUAAAUAGUUAUGCAUCUUGAAAACUGUAUGAUACUAUGUUUGUUAUUAAUAUUUUAUUGACAAUUAAAUCCGUUUUCUUAAAUAAAGUUGAAUUCUGUUGUCAACAAUAUCAGCAAUGUUGUUAUUUUAUACAUUAGUUUUUAUAUAAAUAGGAAUGUUUAAAAUGUUUACAAUGUGUACAAUAUUUGAUAACCUUUAGAACAUAUGUACAAUGAUCUUUUACUUUGGUUGUAUGUAUCACGGUAUUUAAUAUGUUUUAAGUUUAAAAAUUAAGCAGAUCUUGCUUUCAUUGUCAAUAUUUUAAGGCCUUCAGGUCUACAUGUAUUUGAGGAAUUGUUAAUUUUGAUGCAUAUCUAUUUCUAUGACUUCUUUGUAAACAUUCCUUUGGAAUCUUCCUGACCAGAACCAGUUUUAUCAACAUUCCUUUAUUUAAGGAAGUUUCUUAACUCAAACAUUUCCACAGGAAAGCAUUAGCGAAAUUAAGGACUAAAUUCUUUAAGAAUUUUCCCUUAAAUUCUUUAAAUACUUUCCCAUGGAAUAUUUUAGUUAAGGAGUCUCCUUGAAUUAAGGAAUUUUAUUAAGUCAGGACCAGGUUAUAUUGUAUGUAAAAAUGACAAAUGCUGUUGAACUAUUUUCUGACAAAAUUGUUUUUAUGAAAUGAAUAUUCACAUUAUUAAAAAAGAGAGCAGUCAUACA
This is a messenger RNA of Pecten maximus, 2258 nucleotides long. Its product is annotated as diisopropyl-fluorophosphatase-like. The transcript is spliced from 5 exons. Lineage: Eukaryota; Metazoa; Mollusca; Bivalvia; Pectinida; Pectinidae. The record is from RefSeq and is a predicted model, not a curated record. Bases 7 to 945 code for a protein of 312 amino acids.